UGGUUGACUCCGCCGACUGGAGACGAUUGAACAUGAUAAAGCGUCCUGCUUCACCUUUUAACUCACCCAACGAAAGAGAUAGCGGAUAACAGAUAAUUGUGUAGUGAGUCACUUCAGAUUAGCCAGCAUGGACUCCAUGCGUCAGGAGGAGCAUAUCGAUGCAGCGAUAGCCCAGCAUCACUUGUCGAGGAGAGCCGCAGAGAAUUUCGAGCACCGUGAUGUCUGGGGUCCACGAGAAAAGUCUAUGGCAAAUCCAUGGUCACCAGAAAACCCCGAUGGGACCAUCAUACUUCGCCUCGCGGAGAAUAGCCUCUUGCAUGACGAGAUGGGGCAAUUUAUAAAGGACCAGAUCAAUGUACUUCCCCUUAGUCACCUUACCUAUAGUACAGGCCCUCGUGGAUCACGUCGUCUUCGGCGUGCCGCAGCUGCAUUCUUGAACGAGGAAUUCCACUCUCGCAAAACAAUUACCCCGGACAACCUAUUCAUCACGCCUGGCCUGGCCAGUGCCAUUGACGCUCUAACCUGGGUAAUUUGCAACGACGGGGACGGCAUUCUAGUCCCUCAACCAUAUUACAACGGAUUCGAUUUCGAUAUCCUGAAUCGGAGCAAUGGUCGGGUAGUCGGGGUUAGAUAUGAGGGCAUCGAGGGAUUCUCCGGGUUAGACGACUUGUUCCGCCCUGAUGUGAACAAGCGGGCUCUUGAAGUCGCUCUUCGUGAAGCUAAAAAGAACGGGAUAACUAUCCGUGCUCUUCUAGUCUCCAACCCACACAACCCUCUGGGAAGAUGCUAUCCUCCCGAGACUCUUCUAGAAUUCGCCGCUUUCUGUGGUAGGAAUCAACUUCAUUUCAUCUCUGAUGAGAUCUAUGCGAAAUCAGUUUUCCCCAACACUGCCAUGCCGAGCCAGACACCGUUCGUGUCCACUCUUGCCCUUGAUCUCCAGGAGGCUAUUGAGCCAAACCUCAUCCACGUACUUUACGGCGCAAGCAAAGACUUUUGCGCGAACGGAUUGCGCCUAGGAAUUGUGUGUACCAGUAAUGAGGGGUUAAUUGGCGCAAUGUCUAGCAUUAGUAUGUUCUCUUGGUCACCCCAUGUCCUCCAGGACGUCUGGGCGGCCAUGCUAGAGGACAGACAACAGCUGGAAAGAUUUAUGGUCAAGAAGGGCGAAUUGAUGGCAGAGAACUAUCAUAUCGCAACGUCAUUCUUCCGGGAACGGGGUAUCAGCUACUACGAGAUGAAUGCUGGGCUGUUCAUUUGGGUUGAUCUACGACACCUGCUCAUUCCGAAAUCGUCACGCCACCAGACAGACUACAGCGAACUGAGAGUUACGUCUCCUGACGCUAGCGUAUAUAAACAACGCGAGCAGAGAUUUGCAGAUAUAUGCUCUCACAAUGGUCUUAUGAUCGCUCCAGGCAGCAUAUAUGCGGCAGAGGAGUUCGGGUGGUUCCGGAUUACAUUUACGGUGGGAAAGCAUACAUUAGAAGAAGGCCUCAAGCGUCUUGGGAAGUCGUUGGAUGUGGCGGAGGGCUUGUAAUCUCAGAUAAAAACUGUUAGAAUUACAUGAUAACAAAGAAAGGGCUGCAAAGCUAUUUG
Messenger RNA from Aspergillus pseudotamarii, 1590 nucleotides. Its product is annotated as PLP-dependent transferase. Gene Ontology annotation, molecular function: transaminase activity; pyridoxal phosphate binding. Gene Ontology annotation, biological process: biosynthetic process; amino acid metabolic process. The transcript has 7 exons. The record is from RefSeq and is a predicted model, not a curated record. Lineage: Eukaryota; Fungi; Ascomycota; Eurotiomycetes; Eurotiales; Aspergillaceae. Bases 128 to 1531 code for a protein of 467 amino acids.